AUGGGAUUCAAGACAUUUACAAAAGUUUUCGGAGUUGGUUCUGCCGCAGUAGCCGGUUCUUACAUCUUUGUAAAAAGGGAACAUGAAAAGUGCUCAAUACCUAAAAACACCAAAUAUAGUGUUCCAGAAAAAUUAAAAACAAGAAAUGAAAUGCUCAAUAAGUUAAAAACUGAAAAGUUUGAUGUUUUAGUUAUCGGAGGAGGAUGUACAGGAACUUCAGUUGCCCUGGAUUUGGCGACGCGUGGCGUAAACUGUGCGCUGGUCGAAGCCAACGACUUUGCUUCAGGUACAUCAUCCAAGAGCACAAAGCUACUUCACGGAGGAAUCAGAUACCUAGAAAACGCAAUUUAUAAGUUGGAUUUCAGAGAACUCCGUUUUGUUUGGAAAGCACUGGAAGAAAGAGCACACCUGAUAGGCUCACUUCCCUACGCUAAUUAUCCCAUUCCAAUUGUUAUGCCAAUUUAUCAGUACUGGCAACUGCCAUAUUUCUGGGUUAACAUCAAGGUGUACGAAAUGCUGGCGAGAUUCUUCUGUUGCAACGAAACAAAGAUUCCAAGCUCAUUUUAUAGUGACAAGUCCAACGCCCUGUUUAAUUUCCCAGGCCUGAGAACCAACGGGCUCCUAGGAGCAGUUGUGUACUACGACGGACAACAUAACGACUCCAGAACCAACUUGAUGAUGGCCCUCACGAGCACAGUGAACAACUAUGUUCCAGGCCAGAAGGGUUCAACAGUUUGCAACUACGUUAAGGUCAAGAAGAUUCUCAGAGACCCAGAUACAAAUACCGUAAAUGGAGCCGUAGUUGAAGACGUUCUAUCAGGAGAAGAGUUCACAGUAAACACCAAGGUUGUUGUCAACUGCACCGGACCAUUUGCAGGAGAGACCAAGAGGUUGAAUGAUCCAGAAUCCGAUUUGUCAAUUUUACAUAGCAGAGGAACGCACUUAACACUUCCAAGGAAGUAUUGCCCUACACCUUACGGUCUGAUAAUUCCAAAAACCACAGAUGGGAGAGUCCUUUUCGUACUUCCAUGGCUUAAUGAAACCAUUAUUGGAACCACAGAUAAUAAAGACGACUUGGCCUGUAACCCGAAACCAACAAAAGAAGACGUUGAGUUCAUAACAAAGGAUGCAUCAAUUUACAUGAAUUGCCCAAAUGAACAAUUAAAAUCUGAAAUCAAGUCACUCUGGUCAGGCUUGAGACCUCUGAUCAAGGGAGUGGAUGAGGUAAAUCAAACUGGAAAGUUGUCAAGAGGCCAUAUCAUUGAAGUAGAUAAAACAGGCAUGGUUAAUGUGUACGGAGGAAAGUGGACUAUCUGCCGCCUAAUGGCACAGGAUUGCGUUGACGAGCUGCUCAAGUUCUACAAGGACCUGAAACAAAGCUAUAAAUGCCGUACAAGAAAUUUAGUACUAUUAGGUACACAUGACAAGGACGGGAAUUCUAACUUUGAUGAAAUCAGACCAAGAUUUAAUCUCCUCUCCUACAAACUUAUGAAAGACUACGGAGUCGACCAUGACACCGCAAACCACUUGGUGGAAAGUUACGGAUACAAGUCAGAGGACGUAUGCAAGCUGUCAAAGGAGAAUAAUUUGUUAAGCAAGAUCCAUGAAAACUACCCGUACCUACUCGGAGAGGUGGUUUAUGGAAUCAGAAAUGAACUCGCAUGUACUCCAGUAGACGUACUGGCAAGGAGGACAAGGCUGGCAUUUCUAGACGCAAAAGCAGCUCUUCAGAGUCUGGACAAGGUGGUUAGCGUGAUGGAGAAGGAGCUGAAUUGGAGUCCUAAGACCAAAAAGGCACUGUAUCUUGAAGCUCAAGAUUACUUCCAGCAAAUGUCACACAUCCCAUAA
Molecule: messenger RNA, 1848 nt
Organism: Theileria annulata
Lineage: Eukaryota; Apicomplexa; Aconoidasida; Piroplasmida; Theileriidae
Product: fad-dependent glycerol-3-phosphate dehydrogenase, putative
Exons: 5
Coding region: 1-1848 (615 amino acids)
Biological process (GO): glycerol-3-phosphate metabolic process
Cellular component (GO): glycerol-3-phosphate dehydrogenase (FAD) complex; mitochondrion
Molecular function (GO): glycerol-3-phosphate dehydrogenase (quinone) activity
Source: RefSeq, a predicted model, not a curated record